Penicillium cataractarum is the source of this 741-nucleotide messenger RNA. RefSeq lists its product as uncharacterized. Lineage: Eukaryota; Fungi; Ascomycota; Eurotiomycetes; Eurotiales; Aspergillaceae. The record is from RefSeq and is a predicted model, not a curated record. The transcript has a single exon. Bases 1 to 741 code for a protein of 246 amino acids.
AUGGCCCGAUAUCUUUCAAUCUUUCUACUCCUCACUCUGUUCAGUCAUAAUGUGCUCGGGGCCGUCGUGCCGAAAUCCGAUGGAAUAUAUGAUGAAUCUCUCGAGGAAGCCUUAAAUAGCGACGCGAUCUCUGGCUACGAACCGGAAUCAGAGGACGCGUUCAUCUCUCAAGUGGAUAGCGAUUGGGAGGCUUCUAGUAUUCACGCUACUCGAGACGCUGAUGCUGCAGCUAAUCUUCAUCUGCCUCGCUCUGCGGAUGAUGAAAAAGAUCUCCACCUUUUCGAUCUGGAUGACACAGAUUCAACGGACCCACUGUUAAUGCCGGAAACAGUUGAAGCUCGAGCGCCUGCAGACUGCAACAAUCUCAUUCGAUCGGGCAUCGACAGCUGUAAAAGGGCUGUGCAAAGCGGCAUCGCGGCCUGCAAAAAGAAAAUCAUUGACGAUGUUGCAGCUUGUCAUAUCCAAGUCCGACAAGACAUAGAUAAAUGCAAGAAGAAGGCCAAAGACCCGUUCACCAAGGGUCGUUGCGAGCUUCAACGAAAACCUCGUGAUUUGCAGUGUGAAUCACGAAGAUCGAAAAUUCCUACCUGUGAGAAGAGUCGUCCUAAGGUCCUUGUUUGCUGUGAAGGUCUUAGAACACGGGUGCAAGCACUGUGCGCUGCGAAAGUGGUGUCCAUCGAAGCAGUCCGCAAUGGACUGCAACUGGGUCAACAGCAAUGCAUUCGAGGCCUCAUAAUUUGA